UGCCACGGGGCUUCUGAGUGGCGGAUGUAAGAGAUGAGGCGGGGUCAACCCCGGCGUGCCACUUUCUGAUUGGCAAGCUGCUGGAGCCGCCCCUUAGAGGAGGGUAAAGCCAUGUUAAAAGAUCACUGCUCCCGAAGAUCGAGGUCAGAGGCUUGAGUCUAAAGCAUAGAGCUUAUCAUGUUGAAGAUGACUGGGUGGCAGCGACAGAGCCAAAAUCAGAGCCGCAAGCUAAGGAGAGAGGCCAGCCCCCUGUUUGGCUCUGCAGCCCUCUGGUGUGGAGUUCUACUCUACUGCUGAUGAAAGCCACAUCCCAGGCACUGGAAGUGUUCCAGAAGGAAGUGUAUCUUCAUACAUCACCACACCUGAAAGCAGAGCCUGAUCCAGCUGCAGCAAUGGCAGCCGAGUCUCUGCAUUUCUCCUUCGGGACAUUGUCCAGCUGGGAGCUAGAAGCCUGGUAUGAGGACCUGCAGGAGGUACUGUCCUCAGAUGAAAAUGGGGGUACCUAUGGCUCACCCCCUGGAAAUGAGGAGGAAGAAUCAAAAACCUUCACCACUCUUGACCCCGCCUCUCUGGCUUGGCUUACGGAGGAGCCAGGACCAGCAGAGGUCACGAGCACCUCCCAGAGCCCUCGCUCUCCAGAUUCCAGUCAGAGCUCCCUUGCUCAGGAGGAAGAAGAGGAAGACCAAGGAAUACCCAGGAAACGGAAAUGGAGUGGCCAGUCUCCAGCCCGAGCUGGAAAGCAACGCAUGAAAGAGAAAGAACAAGAGAAUGAAAGGAAAGUGGCACAGCUAGCUGAAGAGAAUGAACGGCUCAAGCAGGAAAUUGAACGCCUGACCAAGGAAGUGGAGGCAACUCGCCGAGCUCUAAUUGACCGAAUGGUCAAUCUGCACCAAGCAUGAACACUUGGGACCGUGACAUCCCCUUUGGGCCACUACCAACUUUUCCCAGAAGUAGCUACUGACCACCUUCUUACCAGUGCCAAUGAUGUGACCUCAUAUCUACAGAAGGGGGAAAGCUAGGGGUAGACAACAGGAAAGGGUCUUAGCAUAUAUAUAGAGAUUGUACAUUUAUUUAUUACUGUCCAUAUCCAUUAAAGUGACUCUUUAUAAGCCAA
Messenger RNA from Pteropus alecto (black flying fox), 1114 nucleotides. RefSeq names its product DNA damage inducible transcript 3 (gene DDIT3). Lineage: Eukaryota; Metazoa; Chordata; Mammalia; Chiroptera; Pteropodidae. Gene Ontology annotation, cellular component: CHOP-ATF3 complex; CHOP-C/EBP complex; cytoplasm. Gene Ontology annotation, molecular function: RNA polymerase II cis-regulatory region sequence-specific DNA binding; transcription factor binding; DNA-binding transcription activator activity, RNA polymerase II-specific. The record is from RefSeq and is a predicted model, not a curated record. The transcript is spliced from 5 exons. Gene Ontology annotation, biological process: positive regulation of intrinsic apoptotic signaling pathway; ER overload response; negative regulation of transcription by RNA polymerase II. Bases 297 to 899 code for a protein of 200 amino acids.